AUGAAGAUCGACUGGAACGAACGCAUCGCCGCAAAAACCGGCGAGAAACUCGGCGCCGAGGCGGCUGCAGCUCCAGCUACGGGGUCUGCAGCGGAGAAGAAGGAAGGAGAGAUGCUGAUUGCUCUAAUCGAAGAGGGCUUCGCACUCGCGGGAUCGUUCAACCUCGCGGAUUAUGUGCCGUGGCUGGACUACGGCGGCGACCCGCUCGGCAUGUACACGCGCGCGAAGCGCCUCACGCCGCAACUGCACGGGUUCAUGCGCGCGUGCAUCGAGGAGCGGCGCCAGCUCGCGGUGAAAGGAGAAAAGCCCUCCGAAUCCACGCUUGUCGAUGCGUUGCUGGAGAUGGAAGGCGACGGGGAGGAUGAGAUCAAUAAGACGGAGCUUCUGAUGCUCGCCCUGGACAUGAUGCUAGCGGGCACCGACUCCACCGCCAAGACCGUCGAGUGGACGCUCGCUGAGCUGGUGCGGAACCCGGACGUGCUGGAAAGGCUCCGCGCUGAGGUGGAUGCGGCGUAUGCCAAGGCGGCAAGUGCGGCCGCCAAAACUGAGGCGGCAGGAGGAGAAUCUUGUGUCACGGUCUCGCUUCCGGUACAGGAGAUGCCGUAUCUGCAGGCUGUGUUGAAAGAACAAUUUAGGCAUCACCCCGUCACUCCACUCUUCUUUCCGCGCCUGACAACUGGCAGCGUAACCUUAGGGGGUUACAACAUUCCUCCCAAUACCAUGAUCAAUAUCAACUACUGGGCUAUUGGGCACGAUCCAACGGUCUGGGUCAACCCGCACAAAUUCGACCCCUCCAGGUUUCUUGACCCUGCUGCCCCUGACAUACUCGGGCAACAUUUCAGCCUGCUGCCCUUUGGGUCGGGCAGGCGCGGCUGCCUCGGGAAGACCCUGGAAAUCGACAUGUCUGCCCGCUUGCUGGCGAAUUUGGUUCGGCGGUUUGAUUUCGAGCUGCCCGAAGAGGCGAGGACAGCUGGAGGGGUGGACAUGACGGAAACUUUGGGGCUGUCCAUGGCUCUUGUUAAGCCUCUCAGGCUUGUAAUGAGGGAGAGAAAGGCAGUGGGGGGGGCGGUGGUGGCAGGUGCAGAUGCUUGA
Messenger RNA from Closterium sp. Yama58-4, 1092 nucleotides. Lineage: Eukaryota; Viridiplantae; Streptophyta; Zygnematophyceae; Desmidiales; Closteriaceae. The record is from the annotation of a GenBank genome assembly.